Messenger RNA from Rhododendron vialii, 1955 nucleotides. Its product is annotated as pumilio homolog 12-like. The transcript has 6 exons. Gene Ontology annotation, biological process: post-transcriptional regulation of gene expression. Gene Ontology annotation, cellular component: cytoplasm. NCBI's taxonomy places the organism in Eukaryota, Viridiplantae, Streptophyta, Magnoliopsida, Ericales, Ericaceae. Gene Ontology annotation, molecular function: mRNA binding. The coding region runs from base 101 to 1735 and encodes 544 amino acids. The record is from RefSeq and is a predicted model, not a curated record.
CCCCCUCUCUCUCUAUAAGUAGUAGAAUGCGAAGCUAAUCGAUUCACUUAUAGUAUUGUCUUGUGGGUUUCUAAUUGUUAAUUCCUUUGUGCAAGUAACAAUGGCUAGUACUUCUGUAAGGCCUACCAAUUCCGUACCAGACUCUGCUGCUGCUGCUGCUUAUGAUUUUUCGCGUUCUUUUCAAAAUCUUGGGUUGGAAAACCAUGAUGGUUUCUUCAACACCAGCCCCGGCAUAGCUGCUUCUUCUUCUUCUUCUAUUUCGCCUCCGUUGAACUUAUUUCCGGCCGAAACCCAAGAAGGAGACCUAGAAUUCCCAUUGAAUCAACCAAUUCGUCAAGAAGCUAAUUUGGGGUAUCAUCCUCUCAACAAUGGAGGAGAUUUUCUGCAUUCAAACAUGUGUUCUGCUUCAGAAAAUUUGUUGGUCCCAAUGGAUGACCUUAAUCGGUAUUAUAACCCGUUUGGAAGAAAUCCAGUCCCCGGUAAUCCUAGCAAUUGCUAUCCGGGAAUGGGAAACUGUGGGGUGAACUACUAUCCUGAAUUAUACUUUAGGGGUCAAAUUGGUUCCAAAUGUUCCAAUAAUCUGGUUGAGUCAAGCGCAAUCCGAAGCAAUCGCUAUUAUUUUGGUAAUGACGACAAUCUGCCAAGUACUAUUAUGCAAAGUCCCGGUGGCUAUUCGACUGGACAAUCUGCGUUUUGGGGUGGCCUGAACGAGAAGAAUUUCCUGGAGAGACGCGAUAAGGCUAUGCUAGCUACGGAGAAUAAUGGUUCGAAUGGUAUGUUGGGGCUUUUGGAGAUCGGGGAUCCUAGUAAUACGAGUUUGGUACUUGACGGGGUUAUUGACUAUCUAAUGGUUUUGGUAACACAUGAAGAUGGAUUCAAAGUUUUUCGCAGUCUAAUCGGUCAAUGCGAUCACUCUCAGAUGGUGACGAUUGUUGAGAAAAUGACGUCGGACGCUGCAUCACUUGGUAUGGUAGUAGGUACUCAAUUUGGCUCUUAUUCGGUUCAAAGCCUCAUCAGGCGUCUCAGACGCACAGACUUGGCAAGACUGGUGACAAGCGCCUUGUCCUUCGAUAUAUGUGGCAUUGUGUUGACAACUUGGGGUAGGAAUGUAAUUAAACAGUGUUUCACCGUCCUGGAUAGAAGGGCCAAUGAGGUGCUACAUGAUGCAGUGAUAGCCAAUUACUACGAAUUGGCUAUGGAUCGUGGGGGAUGUAUAACCGUAAGCAAUUGCAUCGAAACCAUAGAGUCCCCACAACGAGGUUGGCUUCUGGAUCGCCUCUGUGAGGAAUCCGCUUGCCUUUCGCUUGAUCCCUCAGGGACCUAUGUUGUGCAGAAGGUUUUGGGACUUGGGAGCAGAAAGUACAGUUCUAUGAUUUGCGAACGUCUCCAAGGAAACUACAUACCGCUUUCGCUGAUAAAACACGGCAGCUAUACUGUGGAGAAAUGCCUGAAGGCGUGUGGAUGCAGGGGUUUAGAUUGUUUCUCCAAGGACAUCGCAGAGGACAAAAGCUUGCUUGCAAAACUCGCUCGACAUGAAUUCGGAAACUUUGUGGUCAGAGCGGCUCUAGAGGUCUCAAAGAUGGAGCCAUCUGGAAAGUACUACUUGUUCUUUGUGAAGAUUCUGGAACCAUGUUUUCCACAGCUUGAGAAAAACAAGUACGGAGUACAUGUGGUCAGGCAAAUUCAAGGUCGAGGUGAGACCCGUCCAGGAAACAAGUUUGGCCGACAUUAUUGAAGAAUCUAUGCCUUCAUUAUCUGUUCGCACAAUUGGUAUCCAUGGUGUAUCGCAUUUUGUUUCUUUUAUGUGGGUGUCGAAGUGAAGACCUCUGCAGCAUUGAGUAGAUAGAUUAUAUAGGUUUGUUUCAGUGUCUAGUGUGAGUUCUCUUUCGAAGUGCUGCUCUGUUCAUCUGGAUUUCAGCUGUUUUAACUACUUGAUGUACAUUCGAAAGUAUCAA